Salvia miltiorrhiza (redroot sage) is the source of this 1739-nucleotide messenger RNA. RefSeq names its product bifunctional D-cysteine desulfhydrase/1-aminocyclopropane-1-carboxylate deaminase, mitochondrial. The record is from RefSeq and is a predicted model, not a curated record. Gene Ontology annotation, molecular function: D-cysteine desulfhydrase activity. NCBI's taxonomy places the organism in Eukaryota, Viridiplantae, Streptophyta, Magnoliopsida, Lamiales, Lamiaceae. The transcript is spliced from 10 exons. The coding region runs from base 191 to 1504 and encodes 437 amino acids.
AGCCGAUUACGAUUCAAAAUUUUUUCGACAGUGAACCCCCGGUUCGGGCAUCACUAAAUAGAGAGCUGAGAGAAUCCUGAUAAAACUCACACUAACAGAAACGGCUCACACACUCGACAUAGCAAUGAAUUAGUAAUGAUUGGAAGCAGCUACAAAUAAGCUGACAACGAGAGUCAAAGUAGGAGAUAAAAUGAUAAGCAGCCGACUCUUGAAUUCAGCCCCGUUGUGUGUUCCGUCAUCUAUCAUCUCCGUCAAUAACAACAAAUUCAGUUCAGUAAAAGGGAGCCGACAUAGCCAAAUCGCUCACUCCUCGUAUUAUCCGACGGCAACGAUCAAAUCCCAAGUUUCAAUGGAUUCUAUCCCAAAAGCCCACGAGCCCGCUUUCGAAUUUCUUUGCAAAAAGCCUUACACGCCGCCUUCGUGGGCAGCCAAUCUCAACCCAGUUCCUUCGCACAUUUUCUCGUUGGGCCAUUUUCCGACUCCAAUUCACCAGUGGAACCUUCCUAAUUUGCCCAAGGGCACCGAAGUUUAUCUCAAGCGGGAUGAUCUUUCAGGAAUGCAAUUGAGUGGUAACAAAGUCAGGAAACUCGAGUUCUUGUUGGCGGAGGCAGUGGCGCAGGGUGCUGAUUGCAUUAUUACUAUUGGAGGGAUACAAAGCAAUCACUGCCGAGCCACUGCUGUGGCUGCCAAGUAUUUGAAUCUCGACUGUUAUCUUAUUCUACGCACUUCUAAGGCUCUAGUAGACAAAGAUCCUGGGUUGACUGGAAAUCUCUUAGUUGAACGUUUGGUUGGAGCACACGUAGAUCUUAUUUCGAAGGAGGAAUAUGCUAGCGUUGGGGCUGUAGCUCUCACCAACAUACUGAAACAAAAGCUUUUGAGUGAAGGCAGAAAGCCGUAUGUCAUUCCUGUGGGUGGAUCCAAUUCCUUGGGAACUUGGGGAUAUGUUGAAGCAGUUAGAGAGAUCCAACAACAGCUUGGAAAAGGAAGUGGUGGAAUAACAUUUGACGACAUAAUUGUAGCAUGUGGAAGCGGAGGCACAAUUGCUGGUUUAGCAGUCGGGACUUGGCUGAGCGGCUUGGCUGCUAAAGUCCAUGCCUAUUGUGUAUGUGAUGAUCCCGACUACUUCUAUGACUACGUUCAAGGCCUAAUCGAUGGGCUUCAAGCCGGUGUUAGCUCACGUGACAUUGUCAACAUUCAAAAUGCCAAAGGACUUGGUUAUGCCAUGAAUACAGCAGAAGAGCUAAAUUUUGUGCAAGAAAUUGCUAAAGCCACCGGUAUUGUUCUUGACCCCGUCUACAGCGGAAAAGCUGCAUACGGGAUGAUGAGAGACAUGGCCGAGAAUCCCGGAAAGUGGGAAGGAAGAAAGGUCCUCUUCAUACACACCGGAGGUCUCUUGGGACUGUAUGAGAAAACUGAGCAGAUGGCGCCACUGGUCGGAAACUGGCGUAGGAUGGACGUCCAUGAAUCCAUCCCUCGCAAGGAAGGCACUGGUAAGAUGUUCUAGAGUAGAAACUUCUCUGGCCUAUGUCAACAUGUGAGCUUCAACUCAUGAUUCUUGAUUCUUAUAUCUUUUGUUGUUCAAAAUUGUGUUUUUGAUUAAGACUAUUACAAGUUUAUAGCCCGCCGAAAAUUGACGGCAAUUAUCCUUUUAUUUAGGUUUCCAACGAUAAACUCCAAUACAAGAUCAAUGUACCAACAAUGAAUGAUCAAUGUAGAACGAGGAUUGAACUUUUUAUUUA